Messenger RNA from Vigna radiata var. radiata (mung bean), 844 nucleotides. Its product is annotated as glycerol-3-phosphate acyltransferase 4-like. Gene Ontology annotation, molecular function: glycerol-3-phosphate O-acyltransferase activity. NCBI's taxonomy places the organism in Eukaryota, Viridiplantae, Streptophyta, Magnoliopsida, Fabales, Fabaceae. The transcript has 6 exons. The record is from RefSeq and is a predicted model, not a curated record. Gene Ontology annotation, cellular component: endoplasmic reticulum. Bases 177 to 773 code for a protein of 198 amino acids. Gene Ontology annotation, biological process: triglyceride biosynthetic process.
UGGAAUUCAAUUAUAGAAUUUAUCAAUCAAUCAAUUGCUGCAACGAACGGUGAAAUUUGUUCACCAACGCUUUGAAGAUUUGAUUGAAGCACUUAAUUUUUAUCCAUGCUUGUUUCAGGAUCAAAAGGUCUCUAGUUUAGUCACGCCAUUUUGGUUGUUGUGAAAGCUUAACAAAGAUGAAUAGAACUGGGAAACUCAAAUCGUCGAGUUCUGAAUUGGACCUUGAUCGGCCAAACAUUGAGGAUUACCUACCCUCUGGAUCCAGUGUUCAACAUGAACGGCAUGGGAAGCUCCGCCUGUGUGAUUUGCUCGACAUUUCACCUAGUUUGUCUGAGGCAGCAGGUGUCAUUGUAGAUGAUUCAUUCACAAGGUGCUUCAAAUCAAAUCCUCCAGAACCUUGGAACUGGAAUGUUUAUUUGUUUCCUUUGUGGUGCUGUGGAGUUGUGAUUCGAUAUUUGAUUAUUUUNCCUAUUAGAAUUCUAGUGUUGACAUUAGGAUGGAUUAUAUUUCUUUCAGCCUUCAUUUCAGUGCACUGCCUCCUGAAAGGAAAUGUCGAUUUGAGGAAAAAGAUUGAGAGGUGUUUGGUGGAGAUGAUGUGCAGUUUCUUUGUUGCAUCCUGGACUGGGGUUGUUAACUACCAUGGGUCAAGGCCCAGUAUACGACCAAAACAGGUUUUUGUGGUCAAUCAUACUUCCAUGAUUGAUUUCAUUAUCUUAGAACAGAUGACUGCCUUUGCUGUUAUUAUGCAGAAGCAGCCUGGAUGGGUUGGUUAGUGUAUAGUGUUAUUGUGUUGCUUUUAAAUACAAAUUGAGCCCUGUCAUUAUCAUCAAAGCAGCUUUCUAUU